Dermacentor silvarum is the source of this 2752-nucleotide messenger RNA. RefSeq lists its product as uncharacterized. Bases 318 to 2243 code for a protein of 641 amino acids. The record is from RefSeq and is a predicted model, not a curated record. NCBI's taxonomy places the organism in Eukaryota, Metazoa, Arthropoda, Arachnida, Ixodida, Ixodidae. The transcript is spliced from 4 exons.
GAGGCCGUCGCCGCGUCGCUAUUGGCCUAAUGGCAUCACGUGGGCCGUCGCGCCGCCGGGCGCUGGCGGCGUUUGUUUACGAUCGCGCUCCAUCGCCAUUUUCGCCAGAAGCAAAGGCAAGAAGCCUAGUCGUUCUGUGCGCCAACAGGCUUGAAUUCGCGGGCACGCGAAACUGCGAUCACCGCAGAUUACCCCCAUUCAAGAGUUCAAGGCCGUCCUCAGGCUGGAAGUGCGGUCAUCACGGUCAGCCUGUCGUUGAGCUCCCAAUUACAAUAUCUUCGUGAAAACAAAUCAGAACGCGCUACGACGAAGCCCGAAUGGAACCCAGCUACCUGUGUGUCCCGUGCACCAAGCCCAGCGAUGUCACAUGCGACUUGCUCUACCACAGAGAAGCCAUCAACAAAGUGCUCCUUGGCGCUGGGCUAGAACUAUGCGAAGACACCCGACACGCCGGUGGCACCCGCCUGGCAGUGACUCAGUUUUUCUAUCACGCCUAUCACCUCUGGGCUCAGGAGGAAGACUUGGAUGACAAUGAAGAGGGCGAUUAUUGGCGAGCGCUCAAGCUCUCCGCUGAUCUGCUCACGUCCCACCACUGUUUCACUUCCUUAGAAUUGUACGCCACCGAUUGCUUCACGUUCCAGGUGCAAGAGGCCCUCACGCUGAGUUGCACCUUGAAAAGUUUGACUGUGUACUUACUAUAUGUCAACUCUUGGGGGACUGGCUAUUACUCCAAUGUCUUCUGGCUCGUCAAGACUCUGCAAUCACUCGAGGAGCUCGUCUUCAAAACCAUGAUCGAACCGUGCUGCUCGCUAGAUAACUGUGACAGUGAAGGGCUUCUGCCACAAGCUCUGAGGAAUCUCACGACGCUUGAUGUCAGAAAUCUGGAAAUGAGUCCACAAUAUGGGCAUCAGUUUGUUUGGGCGCUCAUUGAAAGCACCACCGUAGCCGAGCUAGCUGUCGGAGAUUGCGUGUACAGAUCAGGCCCCUACGGCGAACCCGGGAAACUAUUUGCCCAAUACCUGACCAAGACUUCCGCCACCCUGAAGAAGCUGACGCUGAGUGACGGCUUCGUUUGCGAUAACAUAGUUCUUUGGAUGACAUUGAUCGCAGCGCUAUGGAAAACGACCACAUUGGAAGCCCUGACUCUGGAAGUGACCAUUGGACACGGGAUCUUCACAGAAGUGAGCGCUCUGUUCGCCGAAGUGGUUCUUCGUUGCCCUGCCCUACGAGUCCUCAUGCUACCUUGGCCAGAACAUUGCUACCGCGAACAGUUCCUGAAUGGCUGCCCAGUAUCGCGAUAUGGCGUGGAGCAGUGGAUGGUGCCCUGGCUGACGGCUAUCAGGACCUCCGGACUGCACCAGCUGGGCAUCUAUUUGCCGGGCAUGGACAAAGUGCAGUGUCGCACUCUAUUGCAAGCUGUCGCUGACAACAAGACGUUGAUGAACAUGGAGCUCGACGAAGUGCCGCUGAUCAUGAAUAAUAGCACAGACAGUAACAAUCUGAUGUUCCUGUCCAAAACUAUCCAGGACUUAAGUCUCGGGGACCGCGUUCGCCUCAUGAACCUUUACGUGACCUUUGAGAACGCACCCAAGAUAUUGGCAUCCGCCGAACUUCCCACCGUGAACUUCGACAACCUCUGUAUCGAUUUCACUGAAGAACGGGACCUGGAUCCUAUAUUGGCAUGCGGCGAGGCGCUCUCUCGCCGCGGUACCGUAACAAUAAUUACGAUCUACUGCACAUUGAUGCGUCAACCCGCGUUCGGCGCCUUGUUGGAUUGGCUUGCCCAGUCGUCCACACUGACCCACAUGAAAGUCGUCGCCUGUAAACACGGAGGGACAGAGAGGUUAUGUGGUUGCUGCGACGACAUGUACCAUUCGGUGGUCGAGGCGCUGUCGAAGAACGCCAACAUCGCUAGCAUAGGUUUGUAUGGCGUCAGUGUACAAUCGAAACACCUCCACAUGCUCUUGCGCUGCGCUCGCAAGCAUCGAAAUCUCAUCGAGAUCAGCCUGGAUGCAGCUUGCAAAGACGCCGACACGUGGAACCUGUGUAGUUCGUCGGGGAUGAACGUCUACGUGACCGUCAUGAGGUGCAGCGCGCUCAGCGUCUGCCGCUACUUUUUCUUGCCGCAUCGAAAUGGUCGGCUGCAAAGCGCGCAGGACUCGGCCGGCUUGGUCACACAGCGUGGCGCCAUCUCUCGAGGCGCUGCGAAACCCGCGCCGUGGAUCAUGGUCCGCUGGCAUUGAGAAGAGCACAGGCAACCCUAUCUCAGCGCCAUAAGAUGACAAUCAAGUUUAUGGUGCCCUGUAUCUGCCCUUUGAAUGUCGCUAUUGGAAACGACAAAUAAAACUUCAGCAUACUAGAAGUUGCAACUUGAGUGAUAUUAUGAACAAACAUUAGGAAGAAAUCGAAUAAACAAGCUUUAUUGAAUUCGCAGAUGGGUCCUAUACCUAGACGUCCGCCAUGAAAUCGGAAGCAACAUUUUUUGUAACUCGUUUGGGCAGUAACUAGCGUAUGUAAUGCGGUCCUGUAUAAGGGUUGGGGGCCAGAGACCGCAUUUUCUUAACUUUUGGCUGGUUGCCCGGAUGAUCUCCUUUUGUUCUCGCAAUGACAAUCGGAUGUUCUCGCUUGAGUGCCCGAAUAACGGCUCUAGCUUUUCGCUCAAGGUCACUUGAAGGUCGCGGACAACGAGCACUAAAAGCAUUUCACGCUUAAUAAUGUGAGAACAUAGAGCAACAUACACAUCUGCGCAUAU